CGAGCCUCGCUAGUGCGUUCUCGCCCUCCCGCGAAGCUCGAGCCGCUCAGUCCCAAGAGCAGACGAAUUCAGCACGGGACAGAUCCUGCACCGUCUCAAGGCAACAUGUCGACUGAGUUCCAUAACCUACAGGAGUUGAGACACAGUGUGUCUGUAGCCACCAAGGUGUUCAUCCAGAGAGACUACAGCCAAGGGACUACCUGUCGCUUCCAGACUAAGUUCCCCUCUGAGCUGGACAGCAGGAUUGAGCGGACCCUGUUAGAAGACACAGUGAAGACAUUGAACAGCUACUAUGCAGAGGCAGAGAAGAUGGGAGGCCAGUCCUACAUGGAGGGAUGUCUGGCCUGCGCUACAGCCUACUUCAUCUUCCUCUGUAUGGAGACACAUUAUGAGAAGAUGUUGAAGAAGAUCUCAGGGUACAUCCAGGAGCAGAAUGAGAAGAUCUACGCUCCCAGAGGUCUAUUACUGACAGACCCUAUAGAGAGAGGCAUGAGAGUCAUCGAGGUGAGUGUGUUUGAGGACCGCGGUUUGAGCGGCUCUAGCCACAGCAGCAGUGUGUCGUCUGGUGGCAGCAGCCAGCGGUGACUGGAGGAUCAGCACCAGGGAUAUGGGUACCACCACAGAAGCAGCGGAUCUUUCACCAACAUCCGCAUGCUGAAACAAGAGAGCACCCGCUUCUGACUAUAGAUGUAUAUCAACGUAAUCUAUAUACUAUCUCUAGUUUGGAGUAUAGAUGCAUAUGUAAUCAAUAUACUAUCUCUAGUUCUGACUAUAGAUGCAUAUGUAAUCAAUAUACUAUCUCUAGUUCUGAGUAUAGACACAUAUCUAAUCAAUGUACUGUCUCUAGUUCUGAGUAUAGAUGCAUAUGUCAUACAGGAAGUAAAUAUUGAUUGUAUAUACUAUCUGUAGUUGUGUGUCAGGGAGACUAAAGAGAGAGGCCAGGACGAGGCUACUGAAGAACAGGGGCAGACGUUGAAACACACAUCUUUGAGUAUCUGAUGGUUAGACUCAUGUUUCUGCAGACUACUCAUUCAGCCGACUGUCAUUCUGCUGUGUCACUAUUCCCUGUGUUUCCAUGACUUCAGAUGGAACUAUUAUGCCAUAGCCAAUACAGAUGUAGGAUCUUAAUUUGAUCACCCUGUUGCAGGAGAACCUUCCUGCAAAGCAGGAAAGGUAAAAUGUGUAGUGUAUUUGGGGUUCAAGUCUGUAAUUUCCAAAAUGUUAACGUGUCAAUUUCCACUUAAAUUAUUGAUCAACCUCUACAAAUAUGUGAAUUAAUUAUAAUCAACAUAAUAAUUCACAUUUCCUGUUGCUGCAGGAUUAUUUUCCUGCUGUAGCAAACUGGAUCAAAUUGAAUAUUUUGAAGUAGUAGUAGCAUAUUUUAUUUAUUUUAUUUCACCUUUAUUUAACCAGGUAGGCCAGUUGAGAACAAGUUCUCAUUUACAACUGCGACCUGGCCAAGAUAAAGCAAAGCAGUGCGACAUAAACAACAACACAGAGUUACACAUGGGAUAAACAAACGUACAGUCAAUAACACAAU
Messenger RNA from Salmo salar (Atlantic salmon), 1540 nucleotides. RefSeq names its product golgin subfamily A member 7B. Gene Ontology annotation, cellular component: palmitoyltransferase complex. Lineage: Eukaryota; Metazoa; Chordata; Actinopteri; Salmoniformes; Salmonidae. The record is from RefSeq and is a predicted model, not a curated record. Gene Ontology annotation, biological process: protein targeting to membrane; peptidyl-L-cysteine S-palmitoylation.